CAGGAGACAUGAACCCCAUAAACCAUAAUCAAUCUCAGACGUCUGCACUGCUGCAGCAGUUGUGUGCGCGAUGUCAAACGAGGACAGGGUGGUUUUAGCUCUCGGUGGAGCAGGAACUGUCGGCUCCGGGAUAGUGAAAGCUCUCCUGGACAGAGGUUUCAAAGUUGCUGUGAUCUCCAGAGACAACAGCAAGUUGGAGAAACUCAAAGGGUUUGUUUCACCUAGCACAAAAAGUAACCUGACCACUUUAGUGGGGAAUGUUGGCUCAGAAGAAGGGGUGGAGGAGGUGAAACAGGCCUUGCUUAAAUCUGUGGGAAAGAUUACAGAUGUGGUGUCCUCUCUGGGCUUCAGCUGGUGGCAGGGUGGUCCACCACACACCCAACCCCUCAAAGAACUGCACUGGGUUAUUGAGACUCUGCUUUUCAGCUCCUUUGUGUCUUGGAAAGCAUUCUUUCCCCUGGUGAGAGAUGAUCCUAACUGCACCUACACGUUUAUCACAGGAGGGGCUGGAGAGAAAGUGCUGAUGCCUGGCACAGGGUUCCUGACCGUAGGGGCAGCAAGUGCUCUGGCGUUCUGUCAGGUUCUGCGUGAGGAAUACCCAGAGGUGCCAUGCAAACUCAACCAGGUGAAAAUCAAUACGGGCGUGGCGGCCCCAGACCGAAUGGCCCCCGGGUACCUGAACCACUUGGAUUUGGGGGAGGCUGUGGCAGCACUGGUGGAGCGCCGCAAUGCGUCCCACACAGUGUUCGCUGUGAGCUGUCCUGCUGAUCUAAAAACUGUUAUCUUGGAGGGCAAUCUGUAAGCAAGCCUCAGACUGGUCAACAGAUUUUCCUCUGUAUUCACUUUAUCCUGUUAGUAUGCGUGUAUUGUUUUUAUUGCAUGUCAACAAAACAUUUCUGUAUUGAAAAUAGCCAGCUUUGUCAUAGUUCAGUCAUAGCCUUGGAAUACUCAUUGUGCUCAAAACAAAUCAAUAUAAUCGUCAGCAGAAUGGUACAGAUGCUUUGGAGUGCAGCAGAGCAUAAACUCAGCCCCAGACAUGCUUGACAUUGAAGAAGCGAGACACGUGGGAGAACGGAUGUGAAAACAAACUCGGUCUUUUCCUUGGUUAGGGUAAGAGAAAAAAACAUGGCAGAUUGUUGGCACACUUGCGUCCCCGUAGCGUGACUCCCUGCCCUCGUUCACUCAAAACUUAUCUGGCUGCUGCUUCCACGGCUCCAAUUAUUCCCAGCCGUGUGGCCCAUAAUAAGCAUGUGAGGGGGCGAGGGGUUCAGAAAUGGCCGGCCUCCAAAGUGGAGGCCAUUGUUUUUGUUUAUCGUUAUCAUAUUUGCAUAAACGCUUUAGCGACAUGAAUGUAAAUUUGCCAUUAAACAGAUAUGGAUUCAGUAAAGUGUCUAAUUAAAGAUGGGGAAGAAGGUGAGAAGACUUUGUCAGUUUAUCAGCUGUGGUUUUGCUUUGCAUCAGCUUAUUAAAGGGAUAGAUCACCCAAAAGUUCAAAUUCUCUCAUCAUUUUCUCAUCCUCUCGUCAUUCCAAACAUGCAUUACUUCCUUUCUAACAAAAAUGUUUUUAGCUUCUAUCGUGUUCCACAUAAAGGAAAAUCUUAUACAGGUUUGAAAUGACAUGAAGGUGAGUAAAUGGGUGAACUAUGCCUUUAAAUCUGAAUUACAGACCAAAAAGUGUGCCAUUCUCUUCACAUCACCUAAACAUAGUCUAUGUUACUCAGUUUAGUAUGUGUCUGAGUGGAAACGAUUCAUGACCGGGCGCAUUUAUCUUGUGUGUCUGAGGAAAUUAAAAUAAUAAAAAACAGAAAAUC
Molecule: messenger RNA, 1811 nt
Organism: Megalobrama amblycephala (Wuchang bream)
Lineage: Eukaryota; Metazoa; Chordata; Actinopteri; Cypriniformes; Xenocyprididae
Exons: 6
Coding region: 71-802 (243 amino acids)
Biological process (GO): fatty acid beta-oxidation
Cellular component (GO): mitochondrion
Molecular function (GO): 2,4-dienoyl-CoA reductase (NADPH) activity
Source: RefSeq, a predicted model, not a curated record